AUUAUUACAGAUUCUUCCGUACAAUGCAGCCGCCAUUUUUCUCUGUCUCUCUCUGAACUUUCUUCAGUUGAAAUUAUAGGGCGUCGAGACAAAGGGAUUAGGUUUCCAUCACAGGAAGAAGAUCAGAUCAGCCAUAGAUGGCGCCAAAACUUGUUAUGAUCUGUCAGCAUGAGCGUUUCGUGCACAGCUGUACAGUAAUGGCUGUACCUAAAAUUGUCUUACAUUGGUGGUUGUGUAAAGAAAUUGCUAGCUGAGCAGCACAGAAUCUGUGCGCGAAUUUCUGGAAAAUUUUUCUUCUCGCGUUCUUGUUUUCUAGCCAUGGGCGAUUCCCAGUCCCCGCUACUGGACUGGGUCGAGUACCGUAGCGAGACGACAUGGAGCGCUUUCUUUGAGGAGGUGAAGGCUGUUGGUUUCAUAGCGGCUCCAUUGGCUGCCAUCAGUCUGUCUCAGUUCUCGUUACAGAUUGUUUCGUUGAUGAUUGUGGGUCAUCUCGAUGAACUCGCUCUUUCGAGCACCGCCAUAGCCAUCUCAUUAGCUGCAGUUACAGGAUUCAGUGUCGUUGUAAAUUUUGAAGAACGAGAUCAAACAGAGGAUGAUGCUGUAUGCAAAAUGUUAGGUAUGGCUAGUGCCCUUGAAACACUAUGUGGGCAAGCUUAUGGGGCUAAGCAAUAUCAAAAACUUGGAAGUCAUACUUAUACUGCUAUAUUCUGUCUCCUGGUAGUUUGUCUCCCUCUAAUUCUGUUAUGGAUCAACAUGGGGAACCUACUUAUUUUGCUUGGCCAAGAUCCUUCGAUAUCACAGGAAGCUGGGAAGUUCAUGAUUUGGCUUAUCCCUGGGCUCAUUGCUUAUGCAACUCUUCACCCACUUAUGAGAUAUUUUCAGAUGCAAGUUUUAGUGAUUCCCAUGCUCAUAUUUUCUUGCCUCACCUUAUGUCUGCACAUACCCCUCUGUUGGGUUUUGGUGUUUAAAACAGGACUCAAAAACCUUGGAGGAGCUUUAGCCAUGAGUAUUUCAAAUUGGUUGAAUGUGAUUUUGCUUGCAUCAUACAUGAAAUUUUCUCCCAAGUGUGCGAAAACUCGCGGUGUAAUUUCUAUGGAGCUGUUCCAAGGAAUUAGGGACUUCCUUUACUUUGCAAUACCUUCUGCAUUGAUGACUUGCCUUGCAUGGUGGUCAUUUGAAGUGAUUAUAUUAUUGUCUGGCCUUCUGCCAAAUCCACAGCUUGAGUCUUCAGUUCUAUCUGUUUGCUUCAAUAGCAUGACCACAGUAUUUACAUUAGCAUAUGGAAUUGGUUCUGCAGGCAGUACCAGAGUUGCAAAUGAACUAGGAGCUGGGAAGCCGCAAGCUGCUCGUCGAGCUGCUGGGGCAGCGAUAUUUCUUGCAGUUGUGGAGACCAUCAUAGUCAGCAUGGUUCUUUUCACUCUUCGCCAUGUGUUUGGUUACGCUUUCAGCAGUGAAAAGGAAGUUGUGGAUUAUGUUGCUGUCAUGGCUCCUCUAGUUUGUAUAUCAAUGAUAUUGGAUGGCAUUCAAGGGGUCCUUUCAGGUAUUGCAAGAGGAUGUGGUUGGCAGCGUACAGGGGCUUAUAUCAACUUGGGGGCUUUCUACCUGUGUGGAAAUCCAGCUGCUGUAGCUCUUGGUUUCUGGGCAAAUCUGAAAGGGAGGGGUCUGUGGAUUGGCAUCCAAAUCGGGGCUUUCGUGCAGAUGCUCCUACUCUUGAUCGUCACGAGCCGAAUAAACUGGAAAGAACAGGCUGCUGAGUCAAGGGAGAGGAUCUUUCAAGGAAGAGGAAUAGAGAAUAAAUACGAGGCGUUUGAAUGAGACUGUUUCUUUUAGAAUAAUACUUACGUGAUUAACGUUGUGAUUGCGACUGCAAUUUAGUUGAGUGAUUGGAAGAGAGAGAAUGUAUGGCUCAGAAAUGGAAUUCUUGUUGACGGGGGCGUUCGAACAAAUCUUGUUAAUCCAGCUUAAAUCGGCUAUAAGUUUGUUUGAAUAUAAAAAAUAUUUAUGAAAUAAAUUUAUUCAAUGGACUAUAUUGAAA
Messenger RNA from Momordica charantia (bitter melon), 2035 nucleotides. Its product is annotated as protein DETOXIFICATION 12. The record is from RefSeq and is a predicted model, not a curated record. Gene Ontology annotation, molecular function: antiporter activity; xenobiotic transmembrane transporter activity. Gene Ontology annotation, cellular component: membrane. Lineage: Eukaryota; Viridiplantae; Streptophyta; Magnoliopsida; Cucurbitales; Cucurbitaceae. Gene Ontology annotation, biological process: xenobiotic detoxification by transmembrane export across the plasma membrane.